Messenger RNA from Dermacentor silvarum, 2407 nucleotides. RefSeq names its product adhesion G protein-coupled receptor L3-like. Gene Ontology annotation, cellular component: membrane. The transcript is spliced from 11 exons. Gene Ontology annotation, biological process: adenylate cyclase-activating G protein-coupled receptor signaling pathway. The record is from RefSeq and is a predicted model, not a curated record. Lineage: Eukaryota; Metazoa; Arthropoda; Arachnida; Ixodida; Ixodidae. The coding region runs from base 27 to 1889 and encodes 620 amino acids. Gene Ontology annotation, molecular function: G protein-coupled receptor activity.
UCUGGCGGCAACCGCCACCGGCCGUCAUGAAGGCCCGCUGGCAGCAACUUCUGUGGCUUGCAGGUUUGUUAAGGGCGGCACAACCAGCGGACAACUGCUCGGAGGCAGACUGCAGCAGUACUUCCUCGCUUGCACCGGCAGGAUGGACGGAGAGCACAGAUCGAACUGUGCUACUGGCGGAGGCGACAUACAAUGACACGACAACCGCAUCGCUGACUGCGAGUACCCCAUCGCAACACGAAGACGCCUUCCAAAGGCGCCUGAGCAUGCUGCUUAAGGAACAGAAGCUGGUACUUGCACCGGCGCCCGACGCCAACAACCGGCGUCGACGUGCAGCCAUGCAGAAAGCUGCUGAAGUCUGGGCGCUGUUCCGUGGAAAGCAUUCGAUCGAUUCUGAGCUCCAGAAAAGCCGUCAUCUGCCGGAAAAGAACGAGUGCGAGGAGACUGUGUACCGAGGGAUUACGUGGCCAGCCACGCCACCGGACAAGUGCGCUGAGAUGGACUGCCCCACCUGGAAUGUCGGCAUUAUGACGUGGUGCUGCAACUCCAGGGGUUACUGGAAGACUCAGAGCCCUAACACGGCACAGUGCGUGCAGCCUUCUGUCCUGUUGCUCAAGAGCCAGAUAACAGCAAGCUCGAAGAAGUACUUAGCCGACAUCAUCGAGACCGUGAGCGACUUCGUCAGCAACAACUCGCUAGAGGUUGGCGGCGACCUGGUGGCCAUCGUCGAUCUUCUAGACAUGGGCGUGGUGCGAAGUGACACGGGCGACAACUACCCCGGCCGCAUCGCCAGCGCGGCUCAGGCACUGCGGGUUGGCGGUCUCACGGCUUCUACGGUCGAUGAACUGCUUAGCCGCGACAAGCCCUGGAACGAAGUGCCCGUGCAAACACGCCACAGCUGCGCCACAACUUUACUGCUGAUAAUGGAUGUCGCCGGAAUAAUCUUGAGUGCUGCCAGCAGUGAACAAAAGAUCCUCGCUUUUAUAAAUUUCCAGAUGAACAUAAUUUCAAGCACGACGACGCACAUUGCCAAUCAGACAAUGCUUUUGCCGGCGCCUGGCAACAACCUCAACCGAACGUACAGCACUGCGCAGCUUCGUAUAGCCCGCAGCUCCAGCGGGGCCGAAGAGGAUUCGCGGGGCGGCGACGACGAGGCAGGCGACGUUGUGAUCGUGUUUACCGAGUUCCCGCGCCUCGAUAAGCUCCUCCUCGACGACGGGGUGGACGCCGAGGAUCCUAAACAGGAGCUGAACUCUCCGGCCAUCAGCAUCCGGGUGGGCAGCGAGGCACCAGGCCUGGUUCUGGGCGCGCACGUCGAGUUGGCUCUGCCCAUGCUGCACUACGAGGCGGAGAACCCAACCUGCGUCUUCUGGGACACACUCAUCAAUGAGUGGAGCCCCGAGGGUUGUCAGGUUGGGAGACGUAACGGCACUCACGUCAUCUGCUUCUGCCAGCACCUGUCCAACUUCGCCGUGCUCAUGGACCUACGCGGAGCCCUGUCACGAGACGAACGGUCCACGCUGCCCCUCAGGGUCAUCACCUGGGCAGGUUGCAGCGCGUCCGUUCUCUGCCUCUGCCUCUGCGUCACUGUGUUUGGCUGCUUCAGGUCCCUCCGCAACACUCGCACAUCAAUUCAUCUGAACCUGUGCAUCUGCCUCCUCGUUGCGGAAGUUGUCCUCAUGUUCGGACUCGACCAAACCAAGCACAAGGUAGAGAUUGCAACCAUCUGCAACGAACUGAUCUACGCUUUUUCAACGCUUGCUGUCCUGAUAGAAGCGGGUUACGUGAAAUCGCCUCUGUGUUCAGCUCGAAAGCUCACUGGCUUCUUUUAUUCUCGAGAACACGAUAAGAAGUCAUCUCUAAACAUAAAAAGUGGAAAGCACCACUAGAAAAAAAAAUGUUAUUGCACUGCACUAACCUCCAAAUUUGCGUGCUUUUGUGACCUGGCAUCGUCUGUCAUAAAGACACACAGUCACCAUGCAUUUAGAAAUUCAACGUUAACCUAUAAAGCUUGUGUGCUCUCAAGGUUAAAAGAUGGCGGGAAAGCGCACACCUACAAAUAGAAAGAUGUCCGUGUCGUAGUAUCUUGUGCUUAUACUUUUCGUACAUAGCGUGCAAUACAGCACUCUUUUGCGCACACUUCCUGAAAGCACGUUGUAUUAUUUUUAGUCCUACUGAGGGAAUUAUUACAUUUAGGGCCAUGAAAAUUAAUGUGUGAUGUACUAAGUUCGUUCCUUGACUUUUAGUCGAGCGGAAACGUGCGCAGUCGUGCACUAGCGAGACCAGGUGAACAUUAUUUCUCUUCGGUACACUGCAGUCACGCGGAUAUAUGUGGCACUUAAUAUGUUGUUCCUGCAAGUUGAUGUUGUAAUAAUAAAGUGCUGUUUUGAAUAAAGCAUUCUUGAAC